Messenger RNA from Pararge aegeria (speckled wood butterfly), 1037 nucleotides. RefSeq names its product protein BCCIP homolog. The transcript is spliced from 7 exons. Gene Ontology annotation, cellular component: nucleus. Lineage: Eukaryota; Metazoa; Arthropoda; Insecta; Lepidoptera; Nymphalidae. The record is from RefSeq and is a predicted model, not a curated record. The coding region runs from base 68 to 934 and encodes 288 amino acids.
AGGUUUACCCUUUAUGGUCUGUCUUCGUUGUGUUUGACUGUUAGUCGGUAAAACAAUUAGUUUCAAAAUGUCCAAUAAAAGAAACAAGGAAGUAAUAAACCAAGAAAGUGAGAGUGAUGAUGAACAAGAUUCCGGCAGCGAGAAGGAUUCUGACUUCGAUUCCGAUGGAAACUUCGUAGGUGACAAGGAACUCCAAGCUGACUUUGAGGGCAGGAACCCCGAAGACUGUGACUUUCAUGGCAUCAAACAACUACUGAGACAACUCUUUCUAAAAUCCAAUGUCGAAUUGGGAGGACUAGCACAGAUCAUUAUUUCCCAAAACUAUAUAGGCAGCGUAGUGAAACAAUGUUUGGACGAUGGGCUGGAUGACGACGAUGACGAGGAUGACGGCAGUGACGGAGUGUUUGGCAUCACCACAGUAAUUAACAUUACUAAAAGAAAAGAAGAGCCCUGCAUCAAACAAAUCAGAACAUUGCUAACCACACUUGCCAACGACAACGCGGAUGACAGAACUAAGGCACUUGUCAACAAAAUAUUGACGGAUGACACCAACCAAGUAGGAUUUAUUAUUAAUGAAAGGAUACUCAACAUUCCAGCAGCAAUCAGUGUACCUCUAUUUUCGUCGCUACAGAAUGAAUUGGACAAAGCCAUAAAGAAAAAUAUGCCCUACGUCUUUCAAUAUCUUGUAUGGAUCUGUAAGAUAUACAAAACUGGAGAUGACGAGUCGGACGUGCUGUUCGCAAACCAGGAGGAGAAGCCGUUGACGGAGGAGGCGCUGGCGGCCUUCGACGUCGACGUGACGGAGCAGGCCGACCUGUCGCAGUGGGACUACGACGGCGGCGCCAUGACGCCGUGCAGAAAGAUACUUAUAUUCGAGGGCAGCAAAUUCAACCAACUGAUUAGACUACUAAAGGAGGAAGUAGAAAAUGUAUAAUGAAUGAUUUGACGGAAUAUAUUCGCACGCUGUUAUAUGCCAGAAAUACACAUGUAUUUUAUAUAUUUAUACUUUAAGGAUAAUAAAUGUGAGCUAAGCUUUA